This is a messenger RNA of Microsporum canis CBS 113480, 1332 nucleotides long. RefSeq names its product MT-A70 family protein. NCBI's taxonomy places the organism in Eukaryota, Fungi, Ascomycota, Eurotiomycetes, Onygenales, Arthrodermataceae. The record is from RefSeq and is a predicted model, not a curated record. Gene Ontology annotation, molecular function: methyltransferase activity; nucleic acid binding. Gene Ontology annotation, cellular component: RNA N6-methyladenosine methyltransferase complex; nucleus. Bases 1 to 1332 code for a protein of 443 amino acids. The transcript has a single exon.
AUGAACUCGGGUCCUGAUAAGCCGUCAAAUGGGUCAUCAACGCCUUCCCAGUCGUCAAUACUAUACCAAGAUGCGUCUCAGGAUUUAUUCAUAAUAGACAUACCAGCAUCCAUCAGCCUAGCGCAGCACCCACUCAGCGUCAUUAGAAAUGAUACCCUGUCAAAAGUACGACUGAUACGCUCCUCAGAAGCCAUCAGAGACCCGUAUAGCGGGCCAUCCCCCGAGCCAAAAACAGCCUCGAGCAGGGAGAAGAUUCUAAAGCUCGUACCGGCUGAGGAUCAUGGGUAUCAUGCAUCGAUCCUUGCCUCUGUUGAUGGCGGGUUGAAGAAACUUAAUGAAACCUACCAGGGCGAAUGGUGUUAUAGUAGGCGUACAGCACCGCUACGUGAAGAAAUACAUCCUUCCUUAACGCCUAGGAAACGCUUGAGAGUGGAUGAACCGGAGUUGGCACCUAAUGCGCCAGGACACGCUAGAUUAUCAGAUGAAGAUCAAGUGUACGGCCACCAAGAUAUGGCUCCCGGGCUCCCACCUAUUAUACUCUCGCCAGAUUUGAACUGCUUCCCGUCUGCCAGAGACAUAUACAACAGCCUUGUGAAGAAUCCGAACUCCUGCCAGGCCGUGAUCAGGUUCGAUGAAACCACCGGUCUUACACCGACUAGCACGGAGCCUACACCACAGAGACAAAAGCUCUUUCUGGUUCCUCCAGAGUCAACCUUUAUAUUAACGCACAUCCAACCGGAUACGCUGUACCUAACCAACCCACUGUCGCUCAUCCCAUCUGACCAAAAAUUCCACUUCAUACUGGCCGAUCCGCCGUGGCCUAAUCGUUCCGUCGGACGGUCGAGGCAAUACAAUGUAUCAACACUAUUAUUUGACGACUUAGAGCUGCUUUUGAGAAAUAUUGUGCAGAAAUUUCUUGCAAUGUCUGGUAUAGUAGGGGUCUGGGUUACCAAUUCUGGAAAGGCGCGACACGCAGUAAGGAAUGCGUUUCGGGCAGCUGGCGUUGCUAUAAUUGAAGAGUGGAUAUGGGUCAAAACGACAGUAACUGGGGAGACGGUCACCGCGCUUGAUGGGAUAUGGAGGAAACCUUAUGAGGUGCUGAUAAUUGGGAGGGCCGGUGGACAAGAGCGUGACAUCAGGAGGAGGAUUAUUGCUGGUGUACCGGAUGUGCAUUCACGGAAACCGGGGAUGAGGGAGUUAGUUGGGCAGAUAUUCUUCAGUGGGAAAGAAUACACGGCCUUGGAGGUGUUUGCACGAAGUCUCACGGCGGGCUGGUGGGCAGUUGGGGAUGAGGUAAUGAGAUUUAAUUGGGACGGGUGGUGGGCAGAAUAG